Messenger RNA from Xyrauchen texanus (razorback sucker), 1179 nucleotides. Its product is annotated as alpha-ketoglutarate-dependent dioxygenase alkB homolog 4-like. The record is from RefSeq and is a predicted model, not a curated record. Gene Ontology annotation, cellular component: midbody; contractile ring. The transcript is spliced from 3 exons. Bases 1 to 840 code for a protein of 279 amino acids. Lineage: Eukaryota; Metazoa; Chordata; Actinopteri; Cypriniformes; Catostomidae. Gene Ontology annotation, molecular function: oxidoreductase activity; demethylase activity; actin binding. Gene Ontology annotation, biological process: actomyosin structure organization; protein demethylation; oxidative demethylation.
AUGCGCAUUUGUGGCUUGAUGGCUACCGGACAGAGGCAGCGUUUUGAUUGUGGUUGUAAAGGAAUACGAACUUGCCUGAGAUGCGAGCAAGAGCAGUCUAAGCAAAACAUACUGCAUAAGAAUGAGCUGAUACAUUAUGAUUUCACCUAUGAUCCCAUGUCGAAGUCAGCAGUCCAAGAGGACAAAGGUGUUCAACAGUCCUUUGCGUUUCCUGGAGUGUUUUUGUGGGAGGAUUUUGUCUCGGAAGAUGAAGAGAAAGAGCUAGUCGCAAGAAUGGACGAAAAUGUCUGGAAAGAGUCUCAAUCAGGCCGACGGAAACAGGACUUUGGGCCAAAGGUGAACUUCAAAAAACAGCGGGUCCGUGUGGGGGACUUCACUGGCCUCCCCGCGAUCAGCAGUUACCUGGUUAAUAGGAUGACACAGGCACCUUUGUUGUCCUCCUUCAAACCAGUAGAACAGUGCAACUUGGACUAUGAUCCAAUGAGGGGCUCUGCAAUUGACCCUCACUUAGAUGACAGCUGGUUAAGGGGAGAGCAUUUGGUAACCAUUAACCUGCUCUCUAACACCGUCUUCACAAUGAGUUUGGAUAGAGGAUGGGGAGACAUGGACAAAGGGGAGGUGAGAGUGGCAGUGCAUCUACCGCGGAGAUGUUUGGCUGUACUUUAUGGAGAGGCACGGCUUCGAUGGAAACAUGCCAUUCACAGAAAAGACAUUCACAGCCGUAGAGUGUGCAGUACCUUCAGAGAGCUGUCGGCUGAGUUUCUACAGGGUGGGGUACAGGAAAAGUUGGGAUCUGAGUUGUUAGAUAUUGCACUGAGCUUCAAGGGUGUACCACUGUAAGCCAUCUCUGCCUAUUUAUGUCCAAAGUGAAAUGUAUGUUCAGUUUUCUUAACACACAACUGUAAAGUGAUGAUUUUUUUAUUCUAAUUUAUAUAAACACUAUUUACAUUGUACACCGUGUUCUGUUGGAUAAAAUAAGUUGGAGUUUUGAAUGCAAUCAUUUAAUUCAAGAAGCCUUUUAAACGAUUAAUCAACUAUAUUGAAUAAAAAUAGUUCUAUCUGUGCCUUUUACAUUAAAUCUAAAUAUUUCACGUUUCGGUUUAAAUUUGUGUGCUUGAAACAUGACUUAAUACCUGCUCAAUAUGGCAGAAUUGUGUUGAUGCCACAACCAAAUAAAGA